UUGCCGGUAGGUGGAUUGGCUACUCUAAAUUGCCCCAAGGUGUGAAGCAGUGUGUGAGUUUGUGUGCAUGGGGCCUUGCAAUGGACUGGUGUCCCAUUCGGGGUGUGUCUCUGCCUCACACCCAGUGUUCUCAUAUCUGUCACAGCCUGAUCAGGGUAAAGCCUUUUGGGAAGAUGAAUGAACCAGAAUUCAUUAUAUCAACAUAUAAAAUCUCACUGAAGGGCAUAUUGCAAAUUUUCUAUUAUUAUUAUUACUAUCGUUGCUGCUGUUGUUAGCAGAAGUUUCAGUAAAUUAUAUUUGUGUUUUGUUGCAUGUGGACAAAUAAAAACAUAAGCCUAUAGAGUAAUACACCACAUGGAAUUGUAUAGUAUGUCAUUGUAUGCUGUAGCAUUGUGAUUUCCCUUCACUUGAACUAAGAGGCCCAAACCUGUCCCAGCAUGACAAUGCCCCUGUGUACAGCGCAAGCUCCAGGAAGACAUGGUGUGCCAAGGUUGGAGUGGAAGAACUCGAGCGUCCUGCACAGAGCCCUGACCUCAACCCCACUGAACACCGUCGGGAUGAACUGGAAUGCCCCAGACCUGCUCUUGUGACGUUAGUGCCUGAUCUCACUAAUUAAUGCUCUUGUGGCUGAAUGAUCACAAAUCCCCACAGCCACACUCUAACAUCUAGUGGAAACCUUCCCAGAGGAGUGGAGGUUAUUAUAACAUCAAAUACAGUUGUUCAACAAGCACAUAUGGGUGUGAAGUUGAUGUGUCCACAAACUUUUGGCCAUAUAUUGUCCAUUUAUACUGCAGGGUUCAAAAGCCCCAUAACACCUCUCAUAAAUGAAUUUAGUGUGAAUCAACACUUUAUUGUAGUUCAAGUUACUCCCAUAAAGUUUUUAGUCUUUAGGACUGUAUUUCAGUUUCUUAUUUUUGACCUUGACAUUUUAUUUAUUUAAAUUUUUUUUGGGGUGUCACUAUAAAUAAAUACUUAUAAAUUAACCCAAACAUAGUAUCUGUAAGCACGUUUGACGAAAGUCGAAAACGAAACGAAGAGUGCGCUUAAAAAGUCACGUGGUUUAAAGCCGCAUCUUGGUUUCUAUAGCAGCGCUGAUGGAGCUCCGUGAUUGGUUAAAGGCAGGUACGUUUUAGCCAAUGGAAAUGUGUGCUUUUUACAAAUCGCUGUAUACCCCGGAAAUCAACAAGCUGGUGUGCCGUGUGGGGGAAGAAGUACUUUUGCGCAUUUCAUAUUUGUUAACAAAACGAAAAAACGAGGAUUUUGAGUUAAAAUUAAGUGCAGUGGGAAACUCAUCAUCACUCCCCAAAUGGCCUCCUCUCCAGCAGCACUGCGUCCCCAAAACCACAGGCAGAAGGAGCAUGUGGGGAUUUUGAAGCAUCAGGAAUUAAACAAAGUUUCUGAGAAUUCAAGGGUCAAACUGUGCACUGCUCAGUCUUCCAAAAGAGGAGCUGAAAACAAAGACCCGAAUGAAACUGCCAAACCCGCAAAGGGAGUAAAUAAACUGACAGGGGUCAGUAGACUUCCUGUACUUGCAAAAUCGCUGCAGUCGGCUAUAACAGAUAUCUCUCCAAAUCCGGCUCAUAAGAGAUGGGAAGAAAGGCCUCUGCUGGGUAAAACUCAAAAGAGGAAGACCUGCACCAAGCCUGUCCCUUUCAGUUUGUCACAGUCUCGGACCCGCAACCAGAAGGGUCUUGAAGCUUCCUCUGAACCAGUAACCGAGCCUGGAAAUCCCACGACCCAUCUGACUCAACAUAGAACUAAAACUGGAGCUGCUACUCAAAAUACUGCCUCAGGAGAAAAAUAUACAGAACAUGCAAACAAUGCACUUACUAAUAGUGUCUCUUUAAGCACAGAGAUUCACACAACUACAGCGUUUAAACUGAAAAACCCAGAGAAAGGUAAUGACAUAGUAUCGGCCAUUCAGAAGGACUUGAGCACAAAACUGGGAAAUAUCACACUUGCACACUCAGAGCUUACCAAGGAUGGAAGAUUUUCUUCUAAAGCUGGUGGGUUUGAAGACCAAGCAGACUGUCGUCCAAGCACUAAAGGCUGUGUACAGACUCUUUUAGCCACUGAUGGUAAAACAGGCAUGUCAGAAGGAGUGGGUAAUGCAGUAGCUAGUAGUCGGACUCCACGUGUUUCCACGUGUCCAUCUGGACCAGGCUCCAACGUUUACCUGCCUCAGAGAGUCUCUGUGAAGAAGAAGAAGAAGGGCUGUCGUGGUGCUGAGGCCAUAUCAGAAAAUAGCAUGCCGUUCUCCCCUGACCCAUCAGCCCUCCGCAGUAUUCUGCUGAAUGAGGGGAUUAAAGUCGGAGAUCCUGAUGGAGCGACACCGCGAGUGUCUACCUGCCCCUCAGGCAGAGGCACCUCCAUUUACUCUGCUCAGAGAGUACCCAUUAGAAAGCCUCAGACACACACAGCAGCAUCAGUAGGAGAAUCUGCAGGAGGCGCUGUGACGUUCUCUCCUGACCCAUCAGCCCUCCGCAGUAUUCUGCUCAAUGAGGGGGUGAAACAGGGAGCUGUAAUGACACCCAGAGCCUGCCCCUCAGGGAGAGCAACCUCUGUUUACUCUGCUCAGAGAGUACCUGUUAAGAAAGCUCCAUCAGAAGCCUCUACAGCCGCAGGCACUGUGUCAUUCUCCCCUGACCCAUCAGCACUUCAUAGUAUUCUGCACAAUGAGGGUGUUAAAGCGGGCAGUUCUGGUGUAACGACACCUAGAGUGUCUGCAUGCCCCUCGAUAAGAGCCACCUCCAUUUACACAGCUCAGAGAGUACCAGUGAAGAAAGCUAGAGCAGAAGAGGCAGCACACACUGGUAUCAGCCGAACUCCCAUCAGGAAGUGGACGCCACAGCGGGUUCCUGCCUCCCAGUCCCAGUCUGUGAGGAGGCUAAACUCAACACAUAAGACACGCCUCCUCAACAUCUCCCCUGUAUUUGGUGAAACACAAGCCCCCAGCACGGCCGGUUCCUCCCAGCAGGAAGAGGAAGUGGUUCAGAGGUUAUUUCAGGAAGAACCAGAGCAUGAAGGGAACGAGCAGAUGGAGGACGGUGGAGACGAGGUUACUCCGGGUCAAUCGCUGCAGCAUCACCAGUCUGCUGAACAUAAAUUAAAGCAUGAAGGUGACACAGAUGCAGAAACAAACCGCUGCCGUUCAGAAAAAGAGAAGAUCCCAGCAGUGCAGCCAUUCAUCCAGGCACCACACAGGCAGUCAGUCAUCGUGUUUUCAUCUGGUCAGAAGCUGUUGGCUCAGAAUGGUUCUCAGACUGCCUCGAUUCAGACGUCUCAGCAUGCAGCACAGCUACAGCCAUGCACAGACCAAACCAGCAGAUCACAGAGUGAACUGAACUCAGAAACAGAUAGACCAGUGACUCCUGGCAAGCUAUGCAAGACAAAAGCUUCCAGCCUCAGCUCGGCCGUGUGUGCUCUGAGACGGCGUCUGCCACCCCUGGAGGAGAUGUUUCUGGAUGAAGAAUGUGCUAUGUACACUUCCCGCCAGCAGUCAUGGCCAACUCAGCCCCGCUGCUACAACCCCGUGGCCUCGACACUCCUCUUUCAGGACUCCACAUGCUUUGUGCCCAUCGUUGUGACAUGUCCGAGCCCAAGUCCUGUUCCACACUUCAUCAAAGCAUGAAGACUGAAUACAAGCAUCUGAUUAUUUGUGUAGACUUCCUACAUCAUUAAAAGAUUCUCACUCUGUUUCACAGCUAUGACCUUGAUGGCAUUCCUCCAACCUGAACAGUAUGACUGCAGUAUGACAGUAUGACUGUUGACAAGAGACAUCAGAACAUCUUAAACAUGACGAGAGAAGUGAAUCUGAGUCAGGGUCACUACACUCUUGGGCAAAAAAAAAAAAAAUAUUAAGCUUUUAAUGGUAUCUCUCCCUGCUCUAUCAAUCCUGGUUCCAUUUAUGAGCUCGUUAUCAGGCCCUGGAUGAGCUGCAUCAGGUGUGGCGGAUGACCAAAUAAUGACUAAUCUUUUAAGAAAAAAAAAAACAUCCCAGAAGAUAUUUUAUACACCCAGACAUGUUAGUGUCAGAAUUUUACAUCAAACAUUUUAAUCAUUAUCAUGAUUUUGCAUAUAAGAAGACUAUAUAAAUGAGUUUCCCUGUUUCUAGCUUUUCCCUGAACAGUUCACUGCAGCAAAACUAAACGAGCAAAUGGUGGCACAGGAGCUCUCAGGAGUGCAUUUGUUUAAUUCUUGCUAGUUUUCUGACCAAUGAUUUGUUGUUAAGAUCAUUAAAACCUAAUAUUUUGCCAUUGUCUGCUUGGCCCAUUUUUAUUUUUUUUUUUUUUAUGCCCAGGAGUGUACAUACAGUAAAUGAAGCAAAACAAAGUGAACCCCAAUGUAAUUCAGAAUUGUUUGCUAGACCAUGUUUACUGUUAGUGCUUGCCAGACAGUAUUAUUAUUAUUAUAUUUUUUUUUCUUCUUUUUUUUUUUUUUUUUUUUUUUUUAAACUAUUGCCCUAUGCUCUCAUAUUCUCAGUUAUAAUACACAGACACACUAAUUGUAGUUUCCUAACAUUAUACACACUGAUAAUUAACUAAUUGGUCUUCUAUGCUUUAACUGCAUUAUUAAAAUGAAGCUUGCAAGAUGGCUUUGUAUUAUGUGUGAAACACUAAAACUGCCAAGCUUUCAGUGCUUGUUCACUCACUGUGUGACUCAGGCCGUCGAAUAUCGUCGAGGAAAUCAUCACAUUGUUACCUGUGGAAGCAAAUCUGCCUGUUUUAGAGCUCAUUUCUUGCUCAGGCAAUUAUCUUUGUAAUUAUGUUGUCUAUAUUUAAUAAUAAAUGUAUAUCAAGGACUUCAA
This is a messenger RNA of Pangasianodon hypophthalmus (striped catfish), 4807 nucleotides long. RefSeq names its product trophinin associated protein (gene troap). NCBI's taxonomy places the organism in Eukaryota, Metazoa, Chordata, Actinopteri, Siluriformes, Pangasiidae. The record is from RefSeq and is a predicted model, not a curated record. The transcript is spliced from 18 exons. The coding region runs from base 1307 to 3631 and encodes 774 amino acids.